Dinoponera quadriceps is the source of this 2474-nucleotide messenger RNA. It is a transcript of the gene Acph-1, whose product is annotated as prostatic acid phosphatase. NCBI's taxonomy places the organism in Eukaryota, Metazoa, Arthropoda, Insecta, Hymenoptera, Formicidae. The coding region runs from base 247 to 1509 and encodes 420 amino acids. The record is from RefSeq and is a predicted model, not a curated record. Gene Ontology annotation, biological process: dephosphorylation. The transcript has 7 exons. Gene Ontology annotation, molecular function: phosphatase activity.
AAUAAUAAAAGCGUGACGAAACUGGCACGCUCCUCGCGUACGGACGGACUGGCAUGGAGGUUGCGUCGUUUGCGGCCACGAAAAUGACAUCGCGCGACGGUAUUCUCCGUAAAUUAUAACCGUCGUGUUCUCUUGCGCCGUUCAAGGUUUACUCACCGAUGUCACGUGUAAAGUCCACGUGAGGUUACUGCUCGAAAAGCGCUCGAACACCGACGGUCGAGUGAAAGGAUAUUCGCCGCUCUCGCGAUGAACAGCAGCAGACUGACGUUACUCGUGUUCGCGAGUAUUUUCGCCGCGAGCCACUCCACCACCGAAGACCUGGGCACGAUCGUUUUCGCAAACGUUUUAUACAGACAUGGCGAUAGAACUCCUAUCGCUCCUUAUCCGACCGACCCUUAUCGCAAGGAGACUUCCUGGCCGGUUCCAUAUGGAGAAUUGACGAAUCUUGGUAAACACCAGCAGUUGCUUCUUGGCCGUUGGCUGCGGAAACGAUACUCCGAUCUCCUGCCCGCUGUUUACUCGCGAUACGAUAUCUGCGUCCGCAGUACGGACGUGGACCGCACGUUGAUGUCGGCCGAGGCGAAUCUAGCGGGACUCUACCCACCGGUGAGGGACCAAGUCUGGGACCGUAUCAAGUGGAUGCCAAUUCCGGUACACACCAUUCCAGAGGAGCAAGAUCACGUGUUGAGCGGCAAGAAAUACUGUGCGCGCUACAAGUACGAGCUGGAGAAAGUCCUGACGUCGCCGGAAAGGAAGCGGAUAAAUCAGGCGAACGCGAAGCUCUACAGCUACUUGUCCCAGAACACCGGCUAUAAAGUUUCUUCGUUGGAGAAUGUCGAACAUUUGUACAAUACCUUGUAUAUCGAGAAUUUAUACAACAAAACUCUACCACCGUGGACAAGGUCAGUAUUUCCGGAUAAGAUGAAGCCUCUCGCUGAGCUCAGUUUCACAACUGACGCGUACAACCAGAUACUUCAGAGGUUGAAAUCAGGUCCACUGCUUGGGGAAAUGAUAGACCACAUGGUAAAGAAAUCGCAGAAUGAGUUGGAACCCGACAGAAAAGUGUGGAUAUACAGUGCCCAUGAUCAAACUAUCGCAAAUCUGCUGAUGACCCUCAAGUUAUUUGAGCCGCACUGUCCACCUUAUGUCGCCACGGUUCUCGUAGAGUUAAGGACAAACCCCAAAAACCAGUAUUUUGUAACGGUUUCUUACAAGAAUAGUAGCGCGGAACCGAUACUUAUGACGUUACCGGGCUGUACUACGUUGUGCCCUUUAGACAAUUUUAUUACUUUGACUAAAGAUGUUGUACCUGAGGACUGGGAACGAGAAUGUCUAUUUAAGACGGAACAAUACGAGUACAACCUAAACGCAGCAGUAGUUAUAACGACCCUGACGUUAUCUAUAGUAUUGGUACUUUUACUAGUUCUACUAAUAAUCGGCUGCAUGUAUCUGCGUGAUAAAAAGGAACACAAGCAGUAUUAUUUUCGUCUGACAACCGACGCCAUAUAACGAAUAUUGGCGCAAAUCAUCAUAGCGAAAAGCGAGAAAGAAAUAUAAUUAUUAAUUACUAAUCAUUGAUGUGCUCGCGCGAUUAAAUUGACGUCGUGACGUUUUUAACCGAUGUAUGUAACGAGUAUUUCAUCCCGAGUACUGUACUCAAACUCGGUCGGAAAAAAUGCUCUGUUGGCGACAGAGAAAAAUGAUGCAGAAAAGACGGUCUCUUCUACGUGAUUGUGUGAUUAAGCACGGACGUAGCAAUAUUAUGAUUUCAAGAUCCAUUGCACGACCGAAUUAAUCGGCUUCCUCCCAGGAAAUAGUAUUUCCCAUUUAUGGAUAACCGAUAUAAAAUAUAUUAUGCCUAAAUAUAGAUAAUAAAUAGAUAAAUGUAGAUCAAUAUGACCGGAUGAAAUUCGGGCUGAAAUAUUCGAUACGUACAACAAUUUAAGUUACUUAGACUAAUUAUUUUCUUAUACACUCUAACUUUACGACAAUUAAUUUACAAUGGACGGUAGAUCUUUUUUUUAAGCCAUCAAGUUUUAUUCGUAGAUAUGGAGAAGAUCGUUAAUUUCGUGAAUCUGCAACUCCUCUGUUCUCAAAUGUUCGAUCAUGUGAUAUUGUAAAUUUUCUUGUACCAGUACCAUUUAUCAGUAGGUUAUACUGAACUGUUACCUAUGUUCUAAGCAUAUCUUGAGCUCAUUUUCACGAAGUGAAUGUUCGCUGUCAUACCUCCGUGAGCCGCAUCGCGCGCGCGCGUAUGUGUGUGUGUGUAUAUGUGUGCUUAUUUUUACACAAGGGAAAUUUGUUAAAAAAAUUUUAGCAGAAAUAAGUCCGACCAUUGAGAUAAUAAUAACGAUUUAUACCGCGCACGUUUACUUAAAAAAUACGUGGAUCUCUGAUGCACGAAUUAAACACACGGCAAAUUUUAAAAGACUAUUUGAAAGAAAAAGAGGAGGGAGGGAGGGAGGGAGGGGGGA